GGCGACGACGGCGAGGUUGACGAUCGAUGACGGCGCUGUGAGCAAGUAGCUGGAAGCGGAGCGUUUGACAUGCUCAGCGCAGUCUGUGCUCGGACACGUCAGAUCACACAGCACCGCCAAAGUCAGGCGGAGCAUGCACGCCAGCGACUCCGCGGAGGCACACAGAGAAGGCGAUGCGGAGAGGGCUCACGACGGCGCGGGGCACGCCGUGGCCGCUGGAGGUACCCGGCCCAGGGCUCGAGAAAGCAGCGGUGCUCCAGUCGCUCGGUAUACCCAGCCGUCCAAGAUCGGCUGGCGGGGCUCCGUCGGCCUCAUGACCGGUUACCCUGGACACACGCACCCUUCCCGGCUUGAGCGGGAGGGCGCAGACAAGGCUGAGAAGCACCACAGGAGGAGGGGGAGGACGGGGCGGAUGAGGGCACACGGCAGCCGCCUGUGAUCACAGGACAACUGGCGCAGAAGGAACGUCAGCUACACAAGCAUCAGCUUGUGCCGCCUCUUGCUCCUCGAUGCAGGCCGGUCAGCCUCCAAGCUCCAGAAGCGGGGACUCUGAUGAACCAGGACUCUGUCGCACACCAGGAAAAACUGCAGCCGUGCGCCGGAACGUCUUCCACUUCGCUUCCUCCAGCUGGGCCUCGCGGCUCACGGAGCCGACCUCC
Prorocentrum cordatum is the source of this 659-nucleotide messenger RNA. NCBI's taxonomy places the organism in Eukaryota, Dinophyceae, Prorocentrales, Prorocentraceae. The record is from the annotation of a GenBank genome assembly.